GUUGUACAGAAGUCAGCUGACAGUGAGAUCAGCAUAAAGACUCAUCACGCGACACUGCAGCAUAAACAUCCCCGACUGUUCCCGACAAGACUUCACCACAAUCCAGAGAAGGCUUUAUAUCAACCCACGAUGUUACUCACCCUGCUUUUCAUCUCCACUGCUGUGGCAACACCCUUACUGGGUACAGAGCAGUGUGCCAACGGCCCCCCCUACUGGUGCCAAAAUGCCAAGACCGCUUCUCUUUGUGGCGCAGUCCCGCACUGCCAACAGAAUGUGUGGAACAAACCUCAGAUGAAAUCUGUGCCGUGUGAUCUGUGCAAAGAGGUGCUGGUGGUUGUGGAGCAGCUGCUGAAGGACAAUUCCACAGAGAGUGAAAUCCUCGGUUACAUUGAGAAGGCCUGUCAGCUGAUCCCAGAUGAGGGCUUGGCUGCUCAGUGCAAGGACAUUGUGGACAACUACUUCCCUGUUAUCAUGGGGAUCAUCCAAGGAGAGCUGAGUGACCCCGGUGUGGCGUGCGGUGCUCUGGGGCUGUGCGUCUCACAGCAGGAAGCUCUGGGUAAAGCACAGCUCAUGUCCAAUGAGAUUCCUCAAAUGGACCUGACCCAGCGUGCCGACCCACAUCUUCUCAACAUCCCUCAACUGCUUUACCCCCAGGAAAUAGUCAAGAAGACCUCCAAACAGUUGACUGGGGACGUGUGCCAGGACUGCAUAACUUUUAUCACUGAUCUUCAGGACCAGGCUAAAUCCAACUCCUCAUUUAUCAACUCUCUGCUAUCACAAGCGGAGAACCAGUGUGAUCAACUGGGACCCGGCUUAUCUGAUAUGUGCAAACAGUACAUUAGCCAGUACGGCCCACUGGUCAUCCAGCAGCUCAUGUCUAUGCAACCUAAAGACAUCUGCAGUCGUUCUGGUUUCUGUGCAUCUGAAUCCAAAUCCGUACGUAUGGAGCUGCUGAUGCCCGCCAAAUCCAUUCCUGCUAAGAUGUUCCCUGCUACCAAACUAGAAAAGCCUGCCGUGACCAAACCUGCUAGGGAGAUGAUGCGUGUUCGUGAUUCUCCACAGUGCGCCGUCUGCGAAUUUGUGAUGAAGGAGGUUGAGAGUUUGCUUCAGGAUAAAACAUCUGAGGAACAGAUCGUGCAGGUUCUGGAGAAGGUCUGUGGCAUCUUGCCUGACACGCUCUCGGCUCAGUGCAAGGAUCUGAUAGACUCCUACGGGAAGGCCAUCAUUGAGCUGCUCGUGCAGGAGGCCGAUCCUAAAACCAUUUGCACUUUACUCGGGCUCUGCAGUGGGGCCAAACACGGCUUUAUCCCUGUAAUGGACAAGGCCAAGUAUACGUCAGGUGGUUUCUGCGACGUGUGUAAGAUGGCCGUGCGUUAUGUGGAUGGGAUCUUGGAGCAGAACGCCACUCAAGCAGAGAUCGAGGAGGCUGUGAUGAAGGUCUGCAACUUCCUGCCUGAAGCAGUUCGAGAUGAGUGUAAUCAGCUGGUUCAACAGUAUGAACCUAUGCUGGUACAGCUGCUGCUCACAACACUGGAUCCUGACUUUGUCUGCAUGAAGCUGGGAGCAUGUCCUGAGGCUGUGCAAAGGCUGCUGGGAUUGGACCAGUGCAGCUGGGGACCAGCAUUCUGGUGUAAGAACGUUGAGACCGCUUCACGCUGUAAUGCAAUGGACCACUGCAGGCGUCACGUCUGGAGUUAAAGGAUGUGCAGUACUAAAAGGAAACUAAAGAAUUGCUGUAGUGCUGCUUUCCUGUUGUCAAAUCAAUACUUGUUUUCCUUUUAAAAUUGGGAAAUUUAAAUGCCAUAUCGAAUUUUAAAUGCUUGUUGUCGGAAUGUAAAGCUUUUAAUGAAAGGACAAUAUUUGGGGGGGCAGGGGUUGACUCCUGGAGCUAUAUUGGGAAAUACUUGCACUGAAACUGGAAUUAAGGCUUUUUGUGCAUUCUAAAGGGGAUUUUAUUUUUGAAUGUUUUAGUUUUGUUAAUUCAUACACGCACAGUCCAAGUCUUGUUUGAGAAAUGUGAUAGUUGAGCCUUUUUGAUGAGGGGGUCUGAGACCUCUGAGAAAUGAGAGACUGUUUUAAGGCUCCCUGAUAUCCCUGCCUCCCAAGAUACUGUAAACACAAGCAUCUGUGAGGCCAGUGACUUUACUUUUAAUGGGUGAUAGUUUUGAUUCCUAAUUGAAAAUGAUCCUCUUUCUUUUAUUGCUUUUGUGACUGUUAUUAAUCAACUAAAGGGCAAAGUGAUCCCUAUUCAGUUUUUGCCCCCUCACUCUACUUAUGUUUCAUCACUGACUAAAUGUGUUAAUAAUGGUCCAGUUUUAUCCUGUGCUUCACGUUUUCUUUGUUUUGAACCUAAACUGAAAUUAAAUAAACCCAAAUCCCAUUA
This is a messenger RNA of Misgurnus anguillicaudatus (oriental weatherfish), 2383 nucleotides long. The record is from RefSeq and is a predicted model, not a curated record. NCBI's taxonomy places the organism in Eukaryota, Metazoa, Chordata, Actinopteri, Cypriniformes, Cobitidae.